This is a messenger RNA of Siniperca chuatsi (mandarin fish), 3471 nucleotides long. It is a transcript of the gene zc3h12ab, whose product is annotated as zinc finger CCCH-type containing 12Ab. Gene Ontology annotation, cellular component: nucleus; cytoplasmic ribonucleoprotein granule. The transcript is spliced from 6 exons. NCBI's taxonomy places the organism in Eukaryota, Metazoa, Chordata, Actinopteri, Centrarchiformes, Sinipercidae. The record is from RefSeq and is a predicted model, not a curated record. The coding region runs from base 217 to 2193 and encodes 658 amino acids. Gene Ontology annotation, molecular function: metal ion binding; mRNA binding; RNA endonuclease activity. Gene Ontology annotation, biological process: nuclear-transcribed mRNA catabolic process, RNase MRP-dependent; 3'-UTR-mediated mRNA destabilization.
GGUCGUCUGCUGGUUGUUUGAUGAUGUCAAAAAAAAGGAAAAACCCCAACUUCCUUGUAUCGACUCAAAUGUCAAACAGAAGCUGCUCGUCGCGGCACUCAUCAGCUGUGACAGACUCGUUCACUUGAGCGAAAAGACGCAGUCAACAGCUCAUCUGAGGAUUUUAAAGACUCUUACAACUCGCAGGUACAGGAACAUGAUCGGCCGCAGCGAGAGAUGAACGCUGAAGUUAUUCCCUUCCCUUCUGUACACCCGUGGACUGAACACCCCAACACGACCUCUCUGAACCUCACAUACUUUCACACUUCUGCAUGGAUCUUCCCUUCACUCCUCCCGGCUGCAAACUCCUCCGGCGCUUCCUGUGAGAGAAUGUAUCCCAGCGAACCCGACCCCUCACCGGACCCCCAGCACCUGGAGGCCCAGCUGGACUUCUUCCGCAAGCUCGGGUACUCCACAGCUCAGGUUCAGGCUGUUCAGCAGAAGUUCGGCCCCAACAUGGACACAGAUAAAGUUCUGGGGGAGCUGGUUAGGAUCGGGGCCAGUCAGGAGGCCAAGCAGGGACCGGUGACCACAAUGUCGGUGCUGGUGCCCAGAGGGGACCUCCAGGCUUUGGACCCCAACCUGCUGCUGCCUUUUACUGUAUGGUCUCCUCAGAUCAGAGAGGAGAGCGGUGAGGAUGAAGACGCUCUCAGACCCGUUGUUAUAGAUGGGAGCAACGUGGCCAUGAGCCAUGGGAACAAGGAAGUUUUCUCUUGUCUUGGAAUCCAGUUGGCUGUGAACUUCUUCCUGGAAAGAGGUCACACCGAAAUCCACGUGUUUGUUCCGUCGUGGCGGAAGGAGCAGCCCAGGCCAGAUGUUCCUAUCACAGAUCAGCACAUUCUGCGAGACCUGGAGAAGAAGAAGAUUCUGGUGUUCACACCAUCGCGACGUGUUGCAGGCAAACGGGUGGUCUGUAAUGACGACUGCUUCAUCGUCAAGCUGGCCUAUGAGUCUGAUGGCAUUGUCGUGUCCAACGACAUGUACCGAGACCUUCAGGGGGAGAAGCCGGAGUGGAAGCGCUUCAUUGAGGAGAGGCUGCUCAUGUACUCCUUCGUUAAUAACAAGUUUAUGCCUCCUGAUGAUCCUCUGGGCCGCAAUGGACCAACCCUGGAGAACUUCCUGCGGAGGGUCCCGAAGACCCAGAAAAAACAGCCAUGCCCUUAUGGAAAGAAAUGUACUUAUGGAAUCAAGUGUAAAUUCCACCAUCCAGAGCGAGCCAAACAGUCCAACCGCUCGGUUGCCGAUGAGCUUCGGGAGAACGCUAAGCACCCUUCCACCUCUCUGACACAAUCUUCAGCUUUCUCUAGUCCUGUGCCUGGACAGAGCCUCUCGUUGGUGGAGGAUAUGGGAAGGAAACUGACCCUGGGACACGAGAGUGGCUCCUCAAAGAAAGAUCAUAAAAAUGAACAUGUAGCUCAGGUGAAGGGGAGUCACCGCUCCAGCAAGAGGGCCACAUCUAGAAAGGAGAAGACAAGCCAACACUCGUCUUCUGACCACGGCUCAGUGCGGUAUAGUGGCUCUCAGGAACAGCUGGACUCUGGUUUAGGCUCCAUAGACAGUCAGCUAAUGGAGGCUCAGAGUGAUCACCAGUAUGGGGCAACAUAUGGGAGCUCUAAGCAUACCCACAGUGUAAGACAGCAGAACUGCCCUCCUAGAAGCGCACAGUGCAGCUGCUGCUCACACGGCCCUUCCUCUCGGGGGACCACACCAGCUUUCCUGCACCACAACCAGCAUUACAGCCUCGGGCCUGUCAGCAGCCAUAGCUCUGAUAUGAUUCACUAUGGCCCGCCUCAUUACGACAGCUACGGUGCAUACCCAGUCAGCAUGCCGGCGUACAGUCAGCCGACAGAUUUCCAGCACAGCAGAGUCCGCAGCCACCGCCACCAGCAGCGGUACUGGUCCGAUCCGUUCAGGGCUCAUCCUCCUGUGGUCCGCAGCCUGCCGGGGGAACGCUUACAUUGGGAGCCUCCUAAGGGGUCACAACCAAGUCCCGGCGGCGGGGAGGAGAGAGAGGUUGUCCGGAAGAAGCUCCUCGCUAUCUUCAGUGCCCACUUGGUGGACACGGCCAUGGACAUGUUUCCUCAGAUGAUGGAUCCACAGAUGCUGGUUGCUGAGAUCCUCAUGCUGCAGAAUCAGAACCGGUCACUGAGAUGAGUCCAGUUCCAGUCUGAACCCACGUCUUUCAGUGGAAAGACUGAAAAGAUAAACAUGAGUUUGUGUAUUUUUGUAUUGUGGUAUCCACCUUGCUAUAAACUGUAUUUGAAUGCUUUGGAACUAUGUUACAUUGUAAGUAGCCUCAGUGAACUGGAUAAAAUAAGAGCCAGUAUGCAGUUGAUACAAAUUGUAUCUUUAUUUAAAAAUGUAAAAGGAAAAAGUGGAUUUUAAUGCCACUUAAUGGGAUUAAAAGGGCAAACACCCUGUUACUCAUAAAAUGCACUCAGUGUCCACUUUAUUAGGUACAAUUUAAUGCAAUCCAGUACAACUGUUCUGCCAUAAAAUCUACUUUUAUUAUGCCUACUGAUGCUGUCACAGAGGUGUUAAUUUUACAUUUUGCAUGGAUGAGAUUUGAAACUCACAUAUAAAAAUGUGUUUGUGUCAUAUUGGCACUGUGCACCGCUUUCACAGUCAACUAUUAAAUAGGGUUGAACAAUAAUGAAUUUGUACCAAUCCUUCAGUAAAAGUGUCAUGAUGAAAUGAUAAUGUUGCGUUAUUGUGGUGCACAACUAAUAAAACCAACGCUUACUGUAAAUAAUAAUUAAAGGUGGGGUAUGCGAUUCUGGAGAAAUCCAAUAACAUGACAAAUACCAUGAUAUAGAGUGAACAACAACACAGCAAGUAAUGUAACUAACGUUAGCUGGGUUGUGGGUUAGCCAACUGUCCCUACAGAAAUGAAUGUCCGUGAGCAAGUCAUUUAACGUUACCUGACACACAAAUCAUGGCUGGAACAGUGCUGUGUGGGUUUUUUUCAGCGCACACGGACAGCUAGCAGACCAUGAGGAGAUAUUUGGUGAAUUUGACAAAAAGACGUAUUGGAUUAGAAUGGCAUACCCCACCUUUAAUCUCACAGAAAAUGAGAUUUGAAACUUAAAACUGGCUUUAUAAUGCUCUGUAUUCCCAGUUUUGUUUUUUUAAUGUGUUUUUGCAUUUGUUAUUGUGAUACUUUGUCCAUAUUGAGAUGAGAAUAUGAUAAAUUUGAUGUUCUGUAACUGUUUUGCUUUUCGGGAUCAGACCCAAGAUGAAAAUACGGCUGUCAGUAGAGCAUUAGUAGAGACAGUUUAACAAAAAUGUUUGUCAGUGUGUAAUUUAUAGUCACAUUCAUACUAUUACUAUGGUCGAUUGAGCAUGACAAAGCUGGAUGUUUUUCUUUCAAUGUUGUGUAACAGUUAUGAAUGUCAUUGUUACAAAAUAAAAAAUACUCUGAGUCAACUUAAA